This is a messenger RNA of Radiomyces spectabilis, 621 nucleotides long. RefSeq lists its product as uncharacterized. Lineage: Eukaryota; Fungi; Mucoromycota; Mucoromycetes; Mucorales; Radiomycetaceae. Gene Ontology annotation, molecular function: oxoglutarate dehydrogenase (succinyl-transferring) activity; thiamine pyrophosphate binding. Gene Ontology annotation, biological process: tricarboxylic acid cycle. Bases 1 to 621 code for a protein of 206 amino acids. The transcript is spliced from 4 exons. The record is from RefSeq and is a predicted model, not a curated record.
AUGAGCAAUGACCCGAUCAAUGUCGCGGAUGCUUACAAGUAUCCUCCAAACUGGCAUAUCGUCAACUGUACCACGCCAGCUCAAUAUUUCCACGUUUUGCGUCGCCAGAUGCUCCGACCUUACCGAAAGCCAUUGAUCGCCAUUACCCCAAAGAGUCUCUUGAAAUCUCCAAUGGCAGUCAGUUCUUUGGAAGACAUGGCCCCAGGAACAAGCUUCAAGCCCGUCUUGGACGAUCCAGUCACGAUGAUUAAUCCUGAAAAAGUGGAAAAAGUUGUGUUUGUGAGUGGUAAAUUGUACUAUGAUUUGGCCAAGACCAAAGCGGCGAAAGAGUUAGAUGAUCGCGUCGCCAUCAUUCGUAUCGAAGAAUUAUCGCCAUUCCCAAGAGAUGACAUCCAGAGAGAAAUUCAGAAAUAUCAGCAAGCCAGCGAGUUUGUCUGGUGCCAGGAAGAGCCUGAAAAUGCCGGCGCUUACACCUUCAUGGCACCUCGUCUUUCCCAGAUCGUUCCCACGAAAGAGAUUCGUUACAUUGGCCGUGAACCGCUCUCUGCACCCGCCACGGCCGUGGCCUCUCGCUACCGCCGCGAACAGCAGCAAUUAAUAGAAGACGCUAUCCACAUGUAA